Molecule: messenger RNA, 3010 nt
Organism: Myripristis murdjan (pinecone soldierfish)
Lineage: Eukaryota; Metazoa; Chordata; Actinopteri; Holocentriformes; Holocentridae
Gene: klhl38b
Product: kelch-like family member 38b
Exons: 5
Coding region: 290-2041 (583 amino acids)
Molecular function (GO): protein binding
Source: RefSeq, a predicted model, not a curated record
UUCAGAGUCACAUGUAAGUCUGCUGCGGUGUUGCCAAAGAGAGGCCCUAUUUUUAGGGCAGGAAUGUACACAGAGGCCUCGUGGAAAGAGACCAUAACAACAAACAGCACACCACACGCUCCUACAAAGAGACGGCCCCCUUUGGAACACGGCAGUCACACAGCAUCCACACGAGAGACAAGAAGAAGAACAGGAAAAUGUCAAGCCGUCUCAUUUGCUGCUGAGAUUUUGCUUCCACCACAGAAUAGGACACCGAGAAAACAUAUAAAAAGAGAGAAGAGGAAAAAGCAUGGACCAACCAGCAGUCGAGGUCUUCCACUACAAGGACAAGGAGCAGUCCUCUAACUUACUCCUGCAGCUCAACAGACUGAGACAGGAGAAUGUCCUGACUGAUGUGUUCCUGUGCUCGGACAACACGGAGAUCCCAUGCCACCGUAAUGUCCUGGUCUCCAGCAGCCCCUACUUCAGAGCCAUGUUCUGCAACAACUUCAUAGAGAGACAACAGACAAAGAUUGACUUGAAGGGCGUCACAUCGACCAUUCUGAGCAGCAUCAUUGACUAUGUUUACACGGGACUCAUUAGUAUCAGCAUGGAGAUCGUGCUGCCUUUGAUGCAGGCAGCAUCCAUGUUGCAAUUUGGUCGCAUUUUCGAGGCCUGUUCACAUUUCCUUCAGGAGCAGCUGAGCCCAGACAACUGUUUGAGCAUGAUAAGACUCUCUGAGAUCCUGCACUGUAACAGUUUGAGAGCCAAGGCCAAGGAGAUGGCCAUGAAGAGCUUCUCCGAUGUGUCAGCAUCUGAGGAUCUGUGUGAGCUUUCUUUACCAGAGCUCAUGGGAUAUCUUGAAGACGAUAGCCUCUGUGCGGAGGAAGAGCAAGUCUUUGAGACACUUGUUGCUUGGAUCCACCACGACCCUCUAUCAAGGCGCGGCACCAUAGGUGACCUUUUCAAGAAAGUUCGUCUGCGCUACAUCCACCCCACCUUCCUCUUCCAGUUCAUCGCCAAUGACCCUCUGAUCCAGUCCUCCACCCUAUGCACUGAGCUCAUUGACUCUGUCCGACGCCUCAUGUUCUCUGUCAGCACAAAAUGCAUUGGCGACACAGCAGCUGACUUCAAACCUCUUUGGGUUGCACCGAGGCGCUACACCUACAAUGACAUGUUGGUGGUUCUGGGUGGGAGGAAAAACAAUGAGCAGACUUCGCGGGAGGCCUUACUCUUUGAUGAGAAGAGACAGAAGUGGCAGUGGCUAGCCAAGCUGCCCAUCCGUCUGUACAAAGCCUCUUAUGUCUGCCUCCACAGUGUCCUCUAUGUUCUCGGAGGCCUGGCCACAAGCACCAACCGGGUCAACCGGACUGUCUACACCCUCUCUCUCAAGACCAACCAGUGGAGGACGGCAGAGCCCAUGCUGGAACCACGUUUCGCCCACCAGAGUGUCUCCUACCUUCACUUUAUCUUUGUCUUAGGUGGCCUUGGGCCUGACAGGCGGGUCUGUGGCAGUGUGGAGAGGUACAACAGUAUGUUCAACCAAUGGGAGUCUAUGGCACCCAUGCCUGAGGCUGUGCUGCAUCCAGCAGUGGCUGCUACUGACCAGAGGAUCUACAUGUUUGGAGGAGAAGAUGCCAUGCAGAACCCGGUCAGAAUAAUACAGGUAUAUCACAUUGCCAGGAACCUGUGGUCUAAGAUGGAGAACAGGACGGUGAAGAACGUAUCUGCACCAGCUGCAGUCCUUGACAACAAAAUCUACAUUAUUGGAGGAUACACCAGGAGAAUGAUUGCAUAUGACACCAAGGCCAACCGGUUCAUCAAGUGUGCCAACCUAAAGGAGAGGAGGAUGCACCAUUCUGCCACCGUUCUCAACAACAAGCUAUACAUCACCGGAGGGCGUUACGUCAACGGCCAUGAUGUCAUCGAGGACUCGGACAGUUUUGAGAGCUAUGACCCAAAGACAGACACUUGGACAUCCAAAGGAACUUUGCCAUACAAACUGUUUGACCACGGCUCCUUGACUCUGACAUGUGUCUCACAGAACAUGGGCAAAAUCUGAGCUGACUAGCACCUCAAAUGAAGACCUUGAAUCUUUGUUUUGACAAAAUGACAUUUUAUGGUCUGAAAAUGGAGCAGAGGAUGUGUUAACUGUAGAUAGAAAGAUUAUUCCCACUUAGGGUUAGUGAUGGCUCUGCUUCCAUGCCCCUGACAAAUCAAGUACACCUCAGCUAAGUCACAUGCUCAUAUAAAGGUGUGAUGCUUCAAACAGUGAUACUUGAGUUAUUUUAAUACCUUCACAGAAACUGCACUUUCCUGUUUUUGGUUUUGAUAUUGAUUUUGUUUACACUGGAACUCAUGAAAACAAGUGACCCUGCCGCACGAUACCAAACACAUUCUACACCUGUCUGCCUUCACAAUGGAUGAACGUCCUAUUCUCAGGCUAAAAAUAGGAUGAUCCUCCAUUGUGAAGUGAAAUUUUAGCCUGCUCUAAAUCAUGAGAUUUCACUUGUCAAGUUUAAAUUCCAGGGCUGUGUGUUGUUUGGUCUGAGUCAAAGCUAUGCUCAGCUGUUUAGAUACAGAUCUGAACCUGUUGCUCUUGCUAAUGAACUUGUAGGUCACUGAGUUGGUACUCUGUAAGCACAAUGAUGGUGAGAUUGCAGCCUUUUUUCAUGCAGCUGUAAAAACAUACUGCUGACAUGAUCAAAACAUGCUUCUUAGUUGAAAUAAUUAACUAAAAAUAGACAAUGCAUGUGAGUGGCAUUGCUAAUAUACUAUAAUUGUGUUUGACAGCAUGAUUCAAUGGUUAUUAUGGGGGAGGGGGGCAAUCAAAACAUUCCUUUAUUUUGCUGUAUGAUGCUGAUGGGAUUAUUUCAAACACUGAUCACUUAUUUCAUGAAUAUACUAGAAAAUUUGUGUGCAGUUGACGGUUUAUGCCUUCAUCUGAAGGGUGAUUUAUUUAAUACAUGAAUGCUUUGUUACAUGAAGCUAAUGGUGUGUGUGGCUGUCCCACAUUAUGAGCUGUGUAUGC